UUGUCUAUGGAAUCACAGAACGGAAUCUUGUAAAAGAUUAGGCCAUUUCAUAAAACAAAUGUAUAGUAACUCGCAGAAAAUAUCUUCGGGACAGUUGUAUUUAUUUCAGCUUUGCAUUUUAAUUUAAAUUGAAUCGUGAACCGCAAUAUAGGCCCCUUCUAGAGGAUUCAUCUACGACUCUAGCGGAAGGGUUAGCAGUCUUGAUUCUGCAAUAGAAAAAGAUUUGCAUUGAGAGGAGACGUAAGGUAAAAGAGGCACGGGUUUGUUCACAUAUACUGAAAAGUACAGAACAUUUAGCUCUUAGGGCUAGGAUGUCAGUGUUGAAUCAGAGUGGAGAAGAGCAGGUGGAAUGUCCCCUGUGUAUGGAACCCUUGGAAGUGGACGAUCUCCACUUCUAUCCGUGCACAUGUGGUUAUCAAAUAUGCAGGUUUUGCUGGAAUCGUAUUCGGGAGGGCGAGAAUGGCCUUUGUCCAGCUUGUCGGAAGGCCUAUCCGGAAAACCCGGCAGAUUUCACUCCUCUCAGUCAAGAACAGGUGGCCGCGAUAAAGACGGAGAAGAAAGCUCGCGAGCAGAAGCGACGCAACAAGACUCUCGAGUCUCGGCGAGCGCUCGCGAACGUUCGUGUGGUCCAGAACAACCUCGUGUUCGUCGUCGGCCUACCCGUGCGUCUCGCCGACCCCGAGAUCCUAAAGCGGCAAGAGUACUUUGGCAAAUACGGCAAAAUUCACAAAGUAGUUAUAAACCAAAGUACUGCAUACGCAGGGUCACAGGGUCCGUCCGCGUCGGCGUACGUGACGUACGUGUCCCCGGCGGACGCGCUGCGCGCCAUCCAGGGCGUCAACAACGUGACGCUGGACGGGCGCGUGCUGAAGGGCUCGCUCGGCACCACCAAGUACUGCGCCAACUUCAUGAAGAACAUGCCCUGUCCCAAGCCCGACUGCAUGUACCUGCACGAGCUGGGAGAUCCAAAGGCAUCGUUCACGAAAGAAGAGAUGCAUGCCGGACUGCACCAGGUCUACGAGCGGCGCCUUCAUCAGCAACUGUUGCAGGCGCAGCGAGACCGCCCCGACGACAAGCACGCGCAAGAUGGUAAUUCUAGUACGAAUGCAGAAAAAGGCAGUUCUAAAGAUGGUAAUCAAUCGAACUUUAUACCGACAACAGUGAUCACAUCGUCUCAAAUAAAUAUAGUCAGCACAUCUAAAUCAAAGAAAGAUUCGGUAAAUGGUAACGGCAACAGUAACGGCAGUAGCAGCAGCAAUAGUAGCACUAAUGGCACAAGUGUUGGCAAAGAGGCUUGGCCCAGCCUUGGAUCGUCACCACCCGCAGACAGCCCCGCCCGGAAACAGAACAGUCCCAAGCCGCAUACAGUUAAGUCACAAGAAAAUGGCACAUCAGAAUCGUCCAGUCCAACGCAGCUACAAACACAACAGUCUCAAACAAAACAUAGCAAAGAAAAUCACACAGACAGCAAGCCAAGCAGAAGUAAUAAGGACAGCAAUAACACAAAUGGACAGCCUAGCAAGAAAAGCAAAUCAGAAAGCAAAUCAAAACAGAAGAAUAGUAAUAGUAUUAUAAAUGAAACAAGCGAAACAGAAAUUGUCGAUAGCAAACCAGAACAGACUAGUCCAAAUAGUACGCAGACACAGCAAAACUCAGUCUUCGAUAACGACACACAGAGCUAUUUAUCAAAUGAAUUAGAUGAAUUGGAAUCAGAUAGACACAGCCUGUUGGAAAACCACGAUUUAUUAGACAACAGCGAUCACAGCCUACUAGACGACGAUAAUACACACAAUCUACUAAAUGAUGCCAAUAACGAAGUUAUGAUGAUGCAAAGGCAUAGAGAAAUGCUCGCAGGGCUAGUCGAUAAUAACCAUUUAUUGCCUCAAAUGAAAACCCCACUAGUGAAUGGUUACGGGUUGUUAGACAGGGAUACAAUGAGUUAUCUAGGUAAUGAUAGGCAGAUUAGUCAAAUUAACCAUGGUCUGAUGGACCAGAAGGAAAUGCUGCUCAGAGAACGCAGUCGGAGCAGCCUGCUAAUGAGACAGAACGAAAUGCUGGCUAGGCAGCAUAAUGUAAUGGUGGAACCAAAGCAUUAUGUGCCAAAUUCUAGUAUAGGACUUGAGUCUGCUAGUGAAUUAUUAGGUGCUAAUUUUCAUCCAAAUCACAAUAUGCUUCCACCGUUCGGUAUGAGAGUAGACAAUUCAAUGGGCUCAAGCUCUUUAGGGAACACAAUAACAAACACACUAACCGCAAACUCCUUGUCUAAUCCUAUUUCCGCAAAUACAUUGGCGAACUCUAUGGGCACGAACAGUUUAGCUGCAAAUUCAAUGGGAAGUUCCAUGGGCAGUUCUAUGGGUGGGUUCAUGUUGCACACACAGCAGAUGCCGCAGAUGCAAAACUCACAGAUGCAGAGCGGUCUCGUCAAUGGAUUCGAUACGCCACAGUCUGCUAGCGAAGGUCGUUAUCAGGCUGAGACUAUGGAUAAGUUCUUCACGGACUUCCACAAGGCGCAACAGAUGCGGUUGCUGCUGGCUCGAGGCGAAGAGAGGCGUCUCGAACGAGACCUGCCGCCACACGCCAUGCUCAGCGCGGAGAGACUUGAGAUGGAGCACAAGCACAGAAUGAGCAACAUGCGUGCAAACGACGUGAGCGCGUGCGGGGGCGGCGCGGGCGCGGCGGGCGGGCGCGCGGCCGGCGACGGGGACGACGACCUCGACUUCGACCCCUUCAAGGAGACGCAGAAGGCCUUCGCGGAGAUGAUGGAGACCGAGGUCAAACACAACACCAUCUCCAGCGGUGACAAUAUGGAUUGCGUGCGCCGGUCACGUCUGCCUCCGCCCGGUUUCAGCCACAUGAACGCGUUCGGCAUCGGAGUACCCCGCCACCAGACACACCAUCAAAGUUACAAUUCGAACAACGCAAUGUUCUCAGACUGGACACAGAUGGACCCUGCCAUCAUGUCGACCUCGGUUAACUUCGGCAAGGCACCGCCAGCGCAGGGGACCCUCAGUCAGCAGCAGCAAGAGCUUUUCGCGCGCUUCAACCACCUGCAAGUGCAGCCCAACGGUGUCAAGCUCCCCCAGUGGCCACAGCAAAAGAUGUGGCCCCUACAACACGGCGCGCCCUACAAUGCGAUCCCCCUGCCCCCGGGCUUCGCCCCAGCUAAGAACGCGCAACACCCCGCCGAGUGCAUCGACGCCAAGUAGACCCACCGCCUCAAAAACAGCGGAUACUAUAUUUUCUAUUAUUCUCUUUCCGUUGGUGAUGUGAUCGAUAAAUCUUUGUAUUAAGAGAGCAUAUUUUAAACGAGAGAAAUAUGAUAACAAAGGAAUUUGUAAAAUAAAUUAACCUAUUUGUUUUAUUUAAAAAAAAUGUUUGAUUUAUUUUUACUAUAUCUUAUAGUUUCGGCUCCCCGCGUCUUAUCAUAUUUCUUAGAUUUCGUUCUGUUAAUAUUCUCGACUGAAGAUAUAUGUAUAUUCGUUAUAUAUUAUAUACUUGCUAGAACAUAGCCCUGUUACAUCAGAUUAUUUUUUCUAUAUAAAAAUGAGAUGCCAAUUUAUCGGUUCAGUUUUGUACAUUAUUGAGCCAUUAUUCAUCAUUGAAAAGAUCAUUAAAAUUGAAGUAUUAUCA
Messenger RNA from Vanessa tameamea, 3630 nucleotides. RefSeq lists its product as uncharacterized. NCBI's taxonomy places the organism in Eukaryota, Metazoa, Arthropoda, Insecta, Lepidoptera, Nymphalidae. The coding region runs from base 312 to 3206 and encodes 964 amino acids. The record is from RefSeq and is a predicted model, not a curated record. Gene Ontology annotation, cellular component: CCR4-NOT complex. Gene Ontology annotation, biological process: protein ubiquitination. The transcript has 17 exons. Gene Ontology annotation, molecular function: metal ion binding; RNA binding; ubiquitin-protein transferase activity.